Molecule: messenger RNA, 773 nt
Organism: Gopherus flavomarginatus (Mexican gopher tortoise)
Lineage: Eukaryota; Metazoa; Chordata; Testudines; Testudinidae
Product: butyrophilin subfamily 2 member A1-like
Exons: 3
Coding region: 17-754 (245 amino acids)
Source: RefSeq, a predicted model, not a curated record
UCAAGUUACAGUGAAAAUGAAGAUUCUCUCAUUCUGCCACGGCUCCAGAGCCAGCUCCCCUCUCCCUGGUUUUAUUGUUUUCUUCUUUACUUGUUAUGUUCACAAGAUGGAAUCAGCAAAGUUCACAGUGAUUGGACCCCAUGACCCUGUCACUGCCAUCCUGGGUCAGGAAACUGUGUUACCCUGUCAUCUAUCCCUGCGGAUGAGCGCUGCAAACAUGGAGGUGAGAUGGUUCCGAUCUCAGUUUGUAUCCUUUGUGCACCUGUACCGUGAUGGGAAGGAUCAGAAUGAAAAGCAGAUGCCAGAGUAUCAGGGAAGAACAGAGCUUUUAAAAGCUGGACUCACAGAUGGAAACAUUCCCUUGAGGAUUCUCAAUAUCAGACAGUCUGAUGAAGGACAAUACGUGUGUUUUGUUCAAGACGACACUUUUUAUGAAGAAACUGUAUUGGAACUGCAGGUAGCAGGUCUGGGCUCUGCUCCUCUCAUCUCUAUUGAGGGUCACGAGGAUGGAGGGAUCCGAGUGGUUUGUCAGUCAUCUGGUUGGUACCCAGAGCCUGUGGUGCUAUGGAGAGAUCUCAGUGGGCGACAUUUACCAUCACUCUCUGAAACAAAAUCCCGAGGCGAUAACAACCUGUUUGGAAUAGAAACUGCUCUCAUUGUGAAAAAACAUUCAAACCAAAACUUGUCUUGUUGCAUCAGGAACACCGUUCUCAAUCAAGAAAAGGAAUCAGCAGUUUAUAUAGCAGGUGAGUAACCAUCCAAAUUCCACACUG